AUGAAGUUCUUCAUUGAUGAUCUUCCGGUGCUGUUCCCGUAUCCUCGCAUUUAUCCAGAACAAUAUGCCUACAUGUGCGACCUCAAGAAGACCCUCGAUGCAGGGGGUCACUGUGUGUUGGAAAUGCCUUCGGGUACUGGCAAGACAGUUUCACUAUUGUCGUUGAUUGUCGCCUAUCAACAACACUAUCCGGAGCAUCGCAAGCUCAUAUACUGCUCCCGAACCAUGUCCGAGAUUGAGAAAGCUUUGGCCGAGCUGAAGGCUUUGAUGGAGCAUCGUUCUAAGGAGUUGGGCUAUGUGGAGGAGUUCCGAGCGCUUGGUCUUACGAGUCGAAAGAACCUUUGCCUUCACCCUUCGGUGAAAAAAGAGAAGAGUGGCACAGUGGUUGAUGCCAGGUGUAGAAGCCUGACUGCUGGGUUCAUCAAAGAGAAGAAGGAGCGUGGUGAAGACGUUGAACUUUGCGUGUACCACGAGAAUCUUGACCUACUCGAGCCCCACAACCUUGUACCACCAGGAGUAUUUACACUUGACGGCUUGCUAAGAUAUGGAGAAGAGCAUAAGCAAUGUCCUUACUUCUCCGCUCGGCGUAUGAUGCCAUGGUGCAACAUCAUCAUCUACUCCUAUCACUACCUUCUUGAUCCAAAAAUCGCCGAACGGGUAUCCAAAGAGCUCUCUAAAGAUUGCAUCGUGGUUUUCGACGAAGCCCACAACAUCGACAAUGUCUGUAUCGAGUCACUCAGUAUAGAUCUGAGUGAGGAUUCUCUACGAAAGGCAACCCGAGGAGCAACCAAUCUGGAACGCAAGAUCGAAGAAAUGAAGAGCACAGAUGAGGAGAAGCUGAAGAAUGAAUACACAAAAUUGGUUGAGGGUCUGCAAGAAGCAGAGAGAGCCCGGGAUGAAGAUCAAUUUAUCUCGAACCCGGUCUUGCCAGAUGAUUUACUAAAGGAAGCUGUUCCUGGUAAUAUUCGCCGGGCCGAACAUUUCAUCUCUUUCUUGAAAAGAUUCAUUGAGUACUUGAAGACUCGGAUGAAAGUGACCCAUACCAUUUCCGAAACACCCCCUUCUUUCCUCACUCACUUGAGGGACCUUACCUAUAUUGAACGAAAACCUUUAAGAUUCUGCGCUGAGCGCCUUACAUCGCUUGUGCGGACGCUGGAGCUUGUCAACAUCGAAGACUAUCAGCCUCUCCAGGAGGUGGCCACCUUUGCAACACUGGUCGCAACCUACGACAAGGGAUUUGUUCUGAUCCUCGAACCAUUUGAGUCCGAAGCGGCCACUGUACCAAAUCCCAUCUUGCAUUUCACGUGCUUGGAUGCCGCCAUUGCUAUCAAGCCGGUAUUCGAUCGUUUCAGUUCUGUGAUCAUCACCUCGGGAACUUUAUCGCCUCUAGAAAUGUAUCCAAAAAUGCUGGGAUUCACCGCCGUUAUGCAAGAAUCAUACAGCAUGACACUCGCCCGACGAUCUUUCUUGCCCAUGAUCGUCACUCGCGGUUCGGACCAGGCACAAGUCUCGUCUUCGUUUGGAAUUCGUAAUGACCCCGGUGUUGUGCGAAAUUACGGAAGUCUGGUGACCGAGUUUUCUCGAAUAACACCCGAUGGCGUUGUGGUCUUCUUCCCUUCUUAUCUAUACAUGGAGUCGAUCAUCAGCAUGUGGCAAGGUAUGGGAAUUCUAGAUCAAAUCUGGAAUUACAAGUUGAUUCUCGUCGAAACCCCUGAUGCACAAGAGUCUUCACUCGCAUUAGAGACCUACCGAACAGCAUGCUGCAACGGACGUGGCGCAAUUUUGUUCUGUGUCGCUCGAGGCAAGGUAUCUGAGGGUAUUGAUUUCGAUCAUCAAUAUGGUCGGGCAGUGUUGUGUAUUGGUGUUCCCUUCCAAUAUACCGAGUCUCGAAUUCUCAAAGCCCGCCUCGAGUUCUUACGUGAGAAUUAUCGUAUCCGCGAAAACGAUUUCUUAUCUUUCGAUGCAAUUCGACACGCCGCUCAGUGCCUGGGUCGUGUCUUGCGUGGCAAGGACGAUUACGGAGUCAUGGUGUUGGCAGAUCGCCGCUUCGAGCGAAAGCGCCCUCAGCUACCCAAGUGGAUCAACCAGGCAAUGCUGGACAGCGAAACUAAUCUCAGCACCGAUAUGGCUGUAUCAAAUGCUAAGAACUUCCUCCGGACCAUGGCUCAACCUUUCAAAGCGAAGGACCAAGAAGGCAUCUCAACUUGGGGAUUGGCUGAUAUCGAGCGCCAUGAGGCGAAGAGAAAGACCGAAGAAGAGCGGAUGAUGAGAGAGGAGGCGGCAAAUGGGAACGGGCACGCUAUGAAUGGGAUGAUACCCUCUGCAUCCCGGAUCGUCGAAGAUGAGUAUGAUGACGAUAUCGAUGAAGAUCUUAUGAUGCUCGACGCCCGCUAA
Penicillium bovifimosum is the source of this 2394-nucleotide messenger RNA. RefSeq names its product TFIIH/NER complex ATP-dependent 5'-3' DNA helicase subunit RAD3. The transcript has 4 exons. Gene Ontology annotation, biological process: transcription by RNA polymerase II; nucleotide-excision repair; positive regulation of mitotic recombination. Gene Ontology annotation, cellular component: nucleus. Gene Ontology annotation, molecular function: damaged DNA binding; hydrolase activity, acting on acid anhydrides, in phosphorus-containing anhydrides; DNA helicase activity. The coding region runs from base 1 to 2394 and encodes 797 amino acids. The record is from RefSeq and is a predicted model, not a curated record. NCBI's taxonomy places the organism in Eukaryota, Fungi, Ascomycota, Eurotiomycetes, Eurotiales, Aspergillaceae.